Messenger RNA from Podarcis muralis (Common wall lizard), 10017 nucleotides. It is a transcript of the gene ABL2, whose product is annotated as ABL proto-oncogene 2, non-receptor tyrosine kinase. Lineage: Eukaryota; Metazoa; Chordata; Lepidosauria; Squamata; Lacertidae. Gene Ontology annotation, molecular function: ATP binding; protein binding; non-membrane spanning protein tyrosine kinase activity. Gene Ontology annotation, biological process: protein phosphorylation. The record is from RefSeq and is a predicted model, not a curated record.
AUGGGCCAGCAGGUGGGCCGCGUCGGGGAGCCGGGCGCCUCCUCCGCGCUCCAGCAGCCGGCGGCGGCGGCGGCGACGCAGCAGCAGCAGCAACAGCCGCCGCCUCUUUCCCAGCCCCAGCCGAGGGGGCUCCGGGGCAGCGCAGCCAGGCCCGCCGGCCGGAGGCGAGAGGUGGCGGCCCCGCGAGGGGCCGAGAGCGGCUUCAAUAUCUUCACCCAGCACGAGGCUCUGCACCGCCCCUAUGGUUGUGACACAGAACCCCAGGCACUGAAUGAAGCCAUCAGGUGGAGCUCCAAGGAGAAUCUCUUAGGAACCACUGAGAGCGACCCCAAUCUUUUUGUUGCACUUUAUGAUUUUGUAGCAAGUGGUGACAACACACUGAGCAUCACCAAAGGUGAGAAGCUACGCGUACUGGGCUACAACCAGAACGGUGAAUGGAGUGAAGUACGGUCCAAGAAUGGUCAAGGGUGGGUUCCGAGUAACUACAUCACCCCAGUGAACAGCCUGGAGAAGCAUUCCUGGUAUCAUGGGCCAGUGUCACGCAGUGCAGCUGAGUAUCUGCUGAGCAGCCUCAUUAAUGGCAGCUUCCUAGUUCGGGAAAGUGAGAGCAGUCCGGGGCAACUGUCCAUCUCACUCAGGUACGAGGGCCGUGUUUACCACUACAGGAUCAAUACCACCGCGGAUGGCAAGGUGUAUGUGACAGCCGAAAGCCGUUUCAAUACUCUGGCGGAGCUAGUUCACCAUCACUCGACAGUAGCUGAUGGCCUGGUGACAACCUUGCACUACCCAGCACCAAAGUGCAAUAAGCCCACAGUCUAUGGAGUCUCCCCCAUCCAUGAUAAGUGGGAGAUGGAACGGACUGAUAUCACUAUGAAGCACAAACUUGGUGGAGGACAGUAUGGAGAGGUGUAUGUUGGGGUAUGGAAGAAAUACAAUCUCACAGUUGCUGUGAAAACACUCAAGGAAGAUACAAUGGAAGUGGAGGAAUUCUUGAAAGAAGCUUCUGUUAUGAAGGAAAUCAAGCAUCCAAAUUUGGUGCAGUUAUUAGGUGUGUGUACUCUGGAACCCCCGUUUUAUAUAGUGACAGAAUACAUGCCGUAUGGGAACCUGCUGGAUUACUUGCGGGAGUGCAAUCGGGAGGAAGUAACUGCUGUUGUCCUGCUGUAUAUGGCUACCCAGAUAUCCUCUGCCAUGGAAUACCUGGAGAAGAAAAACUUCAUCCACAGGGAUCUAGCAGCUCGCAAUUGUCUGGUUGGAGAAAACCACGUGGUGAAAGUGGCUGACUUUGGAUUAAGCAGGUUGAUGACUGGAGACACUUACACAGCUCACGCUGGAGCAAAGUUUCCUAUCAAAUGGACAGCCCCAGAGAGUCUGGCCUACAACACAUUCUCAAUCAAAUCAGAUGUUUGGGCCUUUGGAGUCUUGUUGUGGGAGAUUGCCACCUAUGGAAUGUCACCUUACCCUGGCAUUGACCUCUCUCAGGUUUAUGAUCUACUGGAGAAAGGCUACCGGAUGGAACAACCUGAAGGUUGCCCCCCAAAAGUCUACGAACUCAUGAGAGCAUGCUGGAAAUGGAAUCCCCUAGACAGGCCUUCAUUUGCUGAGACUCAUCAAGCCUUUGAAACCAUGUUCCAUGAUUCUAGCAUCAAUGAAGUGCCUCUCGUUAGCACCCAGGUCUGCUUUCCUCUUCCUUUGCUGCUCUCUGUUCCAACUAUUCCCCUGACGUUUCUUACAGAAGUGGCAGAAGAGCUUGGAAGGACAGCAUCUUCUUCAUCCAUAGUUCCAUAUUUGCCUCGUUUGCCCAUGCUUCCUUCCAAGACCAGGACCUUGAAAAAACAGGCUGAAAACAAAGAGAACAUCGAAGGAGUUCAGGAGGUUGUAGAGCAUUCUGCUUCCAGCUCUGCACCAGGUAUGCUUGGUUUUAUCAGAAGCACACAGACGACCAGUGGAUCCCCAGCACUACCUCGCAAGCAGAGAGACAAGUCGCCCAGUGGCCUGUUGGAAGACACCCGGGAGACCACCUUCACCCGAGACAGGAAGGGGGGCUUCUUUAGCUCUUUCAUGAAGAAGAAAAACGCCCCCACGCCCCCAAAGCGCAGCAGCUCUUUCCGCGAGAUGGAGAACCAGCCUCACAAGAAGUAUGAGCUGACGGGUAACCUUUCAGCCGCUGGUCCUCUGCAGCACAUCGAUGGGUUUUCUUUUACACCCUCCCAGCAGGAUGGAAACCUUUGCUCGUCUAAGUGCUAUGUUGGGGGCUUCACGCAGCGGAACUUCUAUGGGGAUGACGGCGGUGGCGGCGGCAGCAUGAGCAGCGGAGGGGGCACAAGUACCGGCGGUGGGUGGUCCGGCAUCACGGGCUUCUUCACGCCACGGCUGAUUAAAAAGACCCUGGGUUUAAGAGCCGGGAGGCCCACCGGUGGGGAGGAAGCCUCAAAGCCUUUCCCCCGGUCCAACUCGACAUCUUCCAUGUCCUCGGGUCUCCCUGAGCAGGAGAGAAUGGCCAUGACCCUUCCCCGAAAUUGCCACAGGUCCAAAGUCCAGCUGGAAAGGACAGUCUCCACCUCCUCUCAGCCCGAGGAGAACACUAGCAAGUCCAGCGACCUGCUCUCUAAAAGGUGCGAAGAGGUUCCCACUCUGACCAGAGACAGACCAAAAGCCAAACUUCUGCCCAGAGGUGCCACGGCUGUUCCCCUCAGGACCCCUUCUGCGGAUGCGGCUGUUUCUGAAAAGGACACUCAGGGGCCAACAGCCACAGCGAGCCUGAAGAGCAAAGAGAAGAACAGCGGGACGCGGCAAGGGUCCCUAGAAGGCGAGGAGAAGUCGGGCUGGCCUUCUCCACCCAAGGCUGCGGCAGUCCUUCCUGUCACCCACAACCACAAAGUGCCCGUUCUCAUCUCACCCACUCUGAAGCAUACGCCAGCAGAUGUGCAGCUGAUUGGCACAGACUCUCAGGGGAAUCGCUUCAAGCUCUUAUCUGAGCACCAGGGCACGGCUUCCAGCGACAGGCCCAGGCGGAUAAAACCAAAGUGCGCUCCACCUCCACCGCCAGUCACGAGGCUCCUAAACCAGCCACCCAUUUGCUCAGAUGUGACAGAGGAGUUGAAUAACGGGGCGUUGGUACAGCCUGGGCAGGAAGCCAGCGAGGGCAGCAAAAAGGUGGUGGUGGUGGCAGCAACGGCACCUGCCGGUGGAAAAGCCGGAAGGCCUGUAAUGCCCCCACCUCAAGUGCCUCUGUCAUUGUCUUCCACCUCACCUGCCAAAAUGGCCAAUGGUACAGCGGGAGCCAAAGUAGCACUGAGAAAGACCAAACAGACAGCUGAGAGAAUCUCCGCCGACAAAAUCAGCAAAGAGGCUCUGCUAGAGUGCGCAGACCUCCUCUCGAGUGCCAUUGCCGAGCCCACCACAAACAGCCACUUGGUGGACACGGGGCACCAGCUGUUGGAUUACUGCUCAGGCUACGUGGACUGCAUCCCGCAAACGCGCAACAAGUUUGCCUUCCGGGAAGCUGUGAGCAAACUGGAACUCAGCCUGCAGGAGCUGCAGGUGUCCUCAGCAGCUGCUAGCGUGCCCGGAGCAAACCCUGUACUUAAUAACUUAUUGUCUUGUGUUCAAGAAAUCAGUGAUGUUGUCCAGAGGUAGCUACUGUUUAUAAUCACCCAGUUAGGAGGAAAGAAGUCUACACCGAGUGGAGGGAGAAGGGUCAGGAUGCCUACCUUCUGGUGUUUUCCCCCUACCUUGAUACUUUGGAAAGGAAAGACUGAUACUUGAGUGAGUUUUAUGUGAAGUACCUCAAAUCACUGAGCUCUCAUGUUUACAGGUUCAUCUCAGUACAUGGGGCAGAUGGGGAGGGGGAAGCCAAGCUUCACUUGGGGGGUGGGGUGGGGGUCAGAUGGUUUGCAGCUGAGUGAGGAGGGCAGAAUGUCAAGAACUUGCCCUAGCCAGAAAAUGCUUCUGCAAAAGGGGAGCUUAUUCUCUGAUUCCCCUUCCAGAAGGUAGGAGAACCAAGAGCAGGGCCUUGGUUUUGGGAAGCGCCUGCGGAUCUCCACAAUGUUGUUCAGAUGACCAGAAUUAUUGGAGAGGGUGUGGGGUGGGAUCCUUUUCUGCACUACUGCAUGUUUUGACCUUCUGGGAUUGUGAGAGAAAGGUUCAGAGGCUCCAUUGGAACGGAAGUGGACUGAUCUUCCCAAGUGGGAGAGGAUUUAUUUUGGGGGAAGGUCUGUGGAGCUGCUGGAAGUGGUGCAUUCGUUCACCUGGCUAACUUCCACAGUGCAUUUUGCUGCUGUAGUAAGAGUUGCAAAAAAACCUAUCCAAUAUAAGAAACACAUCCCUUUUUUUGUCAUCCUUCUCACAUAUUUUACUAUCCACACAUCCAGUCCUUCACAGCUUCUUCCAUGAUGGUUGAGCUGACUUGCCACUGGGUCAAUCUCUCACUCCCACUCACUCACUCACUCACUCUCACUUGCACGCACACUCAAACUGGCUGUCAUCACCCUGGUAGUGUAGCAUGGGUAUCUAACCUGGCACUCAGUUGAGUAGUUUGGGCUGUAGCACAAAUUUGCCAGCAUGUGUCCAAAAGCUGUAAUGUCUGUUUUUAAAUGUUGAUACAACAUUGGCCCCCUCUCCUUUGAUAAACCUUGAGGGGCCACCCUGGAUUAAAGACACUGCAGAAUGCUGCUGUUGCUCUCUACAUUCCUUUUUUUAUAUAUAAAAAAAUGCUUACCCUAAUCCAGCUACUUUUUUGAGGGAACCAGAAACCUGAGGUCAUAAUGUCUCCUGUUAGAAUUACAAAUGGGCUCCUUUGGCAGUACCUAGUCAGAGUAAUUACUUUACCAUCCAUAUUUAAAAACAGGACCUUUGCCCUAUUCAGAAUUAUGAGAUACUGUUUGGUUUUCCUAGAAAUGCCCUGAAUGUGUAGCGUAAUGGGGCGAAGGGAGCCAAGAGGGUAAAAUUGAGUUUGGUGUCUGGGAGGAGGGGAAGAAGGGGCCCUAAAGUAAGAAUGAGUCCUCGUUACACUCGUUAAGUGUGAAAGAUCUUAGCAAAUUUGGGGUUCAGUUGAGAUCUGGGUGAGGAGGGUGGAGGAGUUUGAAUGCCGUUGUCCUUCCUGUAGAUAGCAUCACAAGCUUGCGAUGGCCUUUUUCCGGCUGUCCCUUUUUUUGAGCCGGAAGCAUUUGACAUCCAUAUGGAUUGGACACUACUGGUAUGGUUGGGUUGGAGGAAUGCCCAUGCCAUCAUGCAGGCAGUCGAUGCCACAUAAUGUAAAGCAGGCCUUGGUUUCCGUCUGCAGCUGUUCUUUCCUGUCCUAGAAAAUUCCCAGAUUGUCUUGAUAUGCAGGUGUUAUCCACCUGCUGGACUUAGCCGUUGUAGUAUGGUUAAGGUCUGCCGUAUGCUGCUAUUCCUGUGACAUCUCUCUUAUAAACACAAGAACAUGAAACCUGUUGCCUGAUAUCACACAUAGAAAUGCUUCUCUCACACAGCUAUAGUUCUGUCGUUGCUGAACUGAGGCUUUUGAGAGAAGUUGAAUUGCCCUGGCAAGGUGUAUAUCUCUUAGGCAUGGGAAGAAUUCUGGCUCUCUGAAAUCCAGCAAAUGACUGCAGCACUUUCUUGUGCCCCCAGAAGGUAUUUGGCAAAGGAGGGAAGGCAUGUAGUUCUUUCUGGGGACUUGUGUGCCCCUUCUGCCCCACAAGAAAAUUCAGCACAGGAUCUUCCCAUCAUUUGUUAGCAGCAUUGGUCAUAAAUAAAAUAAAAUAGAAAUCAGGGUCUGGUUUGUUUCGCACCUUAAUCUUUUUAAAAUGCGGCAGUUUUCCUUUUACAAGCUUGAGAGUUGGAAUUGUAUUGCUAUGCUGUUUGUUUUAUAUUGAACCUCCAGUGAUGGUGGAAGGGUGCAAACUUGCCGCUCGUUGGGGCUUUCUCUCCAAAACUCUGAUUUUGACUCCUUUUCCAUUGGCUGCACUAACUCAACAACCACCACAGCAUAAAAAGCAACUUCUCCCAUGGUCUAGUCUAGAACUAGAUUGGCAAUGAACUCUGACAAGUGGCCCUUGCUGCUCCGAUGAGUGCAUGGCAAUGGAAAGGUGAAGGGAACCGGUUUGCUUCCUAGGCUGGACUGAAUAAAUCAAAAGUGGGCAAAUAGAGGUGAAGAGCCUGGCCAGACAUUACAUUCAUCAAAUGUAAAGUUGCCAUGAAUAAACCAGUUUCUGAUUUGCUGAGAAUAUUGAAGGAUUCUGCAGAUGCAGGCAGAGAAAGACUUUGGCAAGCACACAGGAAAGCAGAAGACUCUAGGCAGGCUUCUCCUCCUUGAUUCUCUGCUGGUCUCUCUCCGUAACGGCAUCCCUCCCCUCCCCACCCUGCAGUUGGGAAGGUGAAGCUAGCACUAAGCAGAGAUGAGUGACCAAAGGAGAAAGGAGACCAGUGGAGGGAGCCUUGUAUGCCACCUGGUCCAACCCUGCUCAAUGCAGGAAGCCCAGGGCAAGAGCAUGCCAAUGGAAUGACUGUCCAGCCUCUGCUUAGAAACCUCCAGGGCCUGAGAGUCUACCAUCCCCCUAGGUAACUAUUGUCAGCCUGUCCUAUUAAAGGAGCUUCUUCUGACGUUCAACCUAAGUCUCCCCUUCUCCCCUUCUGUAACUAAGCCUUGCCCUCUUGGGCAACAGACAGCAAGUCUUUGCCCUCUUCUGUGUGACAGCCCUUUAGGCAGGGCUCUUUUUUCCCCCCAGCUGGAGCUCACCGGCUCCUCUCAAGUGGGCACCAUUGCCACUCUUAAGAGAACAAAGGAGAAGUUCAUGGUGAGCUCUGGCACCUCUUUUUCUAGAAAAAUAGCAUAGCCGUUAGGUAUUUGCAGAGUGAUGCAAUAUUCCACCAUAGCCUUCUCUUUGUCAGGCUAAACGCACCCUGUUUCCUUAACCUUUCCUCAUAGGACAUCUUUUCCAUACCCAGCCAUUUUCACUGCCAUCCUCUGAACCCAUUCCAGAUUGUCUCUAUUUUGCCAAAAUUAGCCGGCAACCCAUUGCCUGGGGGCCUACUGUCAAUGCCUUCUCUGGUCGCCUUUUUGUAGCAUUCCUCAGAGGUCCAGUGGCCUUUUUUCCCUUUGGCAUAGGCACAGCUAUCAAUACCCAUCACCUUCUCCUAGCUCCUUUCCAUUCAUUGCUGCUGUCCGUGGGGACCACUCAUAUCACCUUCCAUCCUGCCAUAAUGACCCCCGAUGCCGCAUCAAAACCAGGGACAUGGGGAAGCCAGAAUGUUGAGCAGAGUGGUGAAACCUUUCCAUUCUAAGCCACUGGACUGUGCAAGCCUGGGUAUCCAUCACCAGUGGUACAGCAUUUUGUAGAAGAGAGCCCUGAAGGGACCCUAGCAAGGGCGCCUCCAACCUAGACAUCCUCAGCUCUCAAAAUCAAUCUCCAUUGAAUUUCUUGGAGGAAACACUACCUAGCCUGUCUGUCUUGAGGAGCUUCAGGAUUCUUAGCAGCCAAGGCUUGGCUUAAAUGUGACAAUUUUUUAGUUGAUGAGUAAUGCAUAGCCUGGUUUUCAGAUACCUCUGUGUGUUGGAAGUAGAGGCAACCUAGCAAAAUUUUAUUCCGGGUGUUGUUUAACCUUUGCAUAGACAAUUUUUGAAAGGGGGUGGACCCAAAAUGUUCUGCUCCAAACAAAACCACAGUCAGUAUGUGUUAAGUCGGAAAACAGAAAGUAGGAGCACUGUUGCAACUCUCCCCACUUCUUGUUGGCAGGGUUGUCUUGAGUAGAGAAUGCAGCCGUCAUCUCAGCAUCUUGGUCCUGUGUAAAUAUAUGUUAAAGGCACACUGUUGUUGUGUUCCCUAUCUCAGGUACCUUCUGAAGUGGGGAAACUUGGAAAGAAAUACAUUUUGGAUUGCACUACUAACCCCACAAGCAGCAAUACAGGAACAGGGAAGCUCUGAGGCUUUAGCAUAAGGUUAGAAAUGACCAUCUUUAAGCUUUCUUGAGAGGUUCUCUGGCUGCUUUCCCCCAGCCAGAUUGAUGCAUGUUGAUCAUGUUGAGGAUGAUCCAAGUCGCAGCACAAAACAUCUGGAGGCUGAGGAAGGCUGUUCUGCAGCAAAGCAAGAGGAGGCCAGAAUCUUUUCUAACAGCUGUCGUUCCUUGACAGUCACAAGGAGCUCUAGCCGUGCACCAUUUUGAACUUCUCACUCUACCUAGAAGUUGUGCUCUUGGGAAAGCCAUAGCUGAAACAUAGGGAAAUGGACUAUGUUUCAACUACAGCACAAGCUUCCAGAAUUUAUUAUGAUUUAUUGGGCAUGCUUUUAGCCUGCCGUUCAUCUAAGUAGACCACAGAGUGUGCAGUACACAAACUACAUACAAUUAUGUUCGAUGAUAUUACAUAAAAUCAGGGUGGUGGUGGUGGCUAUAAACCAGUUAAAUAGGCAUCAGGUUACCAGUAAGAACAGCAGAGAUUCAAAAGUACACUGAUCAGCGGGUGUCUCACAAAUGAACUUGUAGAUGGCUGCAGUUUGAUGUCGCCCAUAGUUCAUGUGCAGACAAUAGCACAGGGACGCCAACCUUGUCUUAACAUUAUUUGGGGGUUGGCUCGUUUUAAAAUCAUCCUUGAUGCCUGAUUCUUCAUUCUGAUAGUUUUCUUUCCUCCCCUGUCAGUUUUGUUGCUGCUGCAGGACUUGGGGGGAACAAGAGUUCUUGGAGAACUCAGAGUGGCUCCUGUCCAUUCUGAGUGAAAGCGCAACACACCCGUCCGAUUGCUACUUCAGCUUUCCAGAACUAAGCUUGUUCUGAAAUGGCCCCAGAGUUAGCUGCUACAGUUAUUUUCCUUCCAGCCACAAACUUUUUUGGUGGGUGCAGGUGGGGGCUGACCAGUGGUGUUGAAUCCCUCUAAAUAAUCCACAUCAGAGCAAUUCGGUGUAGAAAAAGAUUAGGGUUAAACAUUAACCUCCAUACAUUUCCCCCCCGCCCUCAAGCCUUUUCCAAAAACUAGUUGCGACUUCUCUUCCCACCUCUUUGAACUUUGCUUGGGUUGGUUCUUCGGUAUCUUCCAGUUGCGGCUUUGGUACUUGGGUGCAUUAUAAUUUAAUGACUCAAAUAUUGUGAGGACAGUUGGGAAGGAAAGAUGGCGCAUUCAGCAUGAAUGGCCCUGCUAAAAGCACAUGAAGAAGUAUGAGGCCCGUGUUGGAGAAAGGAAAUCGUGACCUGUUCUUUGCUCCUUCUGCCCUUGGGGGAAGAGAAAAUCACAGCAUAGCAUUUCUGGGAUCCCUCUUUUGAGAAAACUGCUCCUGGUCACUGUAACACUCCAACAUGUGGGUGUCUUGUAUACAUGGACUGCUUCCCUAUUGACUUCGGAGUUUGCAAAUGUAGGGCAGCGAUGGUAAUCGCAGCAUUCACAGAUUUCUGUUUUGUUUCGUUUUUCAUUAUAACUUCUUACAACGAUCCCGGUGGCCAAUUUCCCUUGGAAUUGUAAGGAGUGAAUCGGUAUCCAAAUUCAAGUAGUUUCUUGCACAAUUUGUAUCCAGUUGAAAAUAGACUUUGCUGCACUUUUGAUGACAGUAAUUGAAGAGGGAGGCUGCUGCACCCACGUGGCUUUUUUAAAAAAAUUGAAUUGUGGCACUGAGAUUUGGUCCAUAAAUCAAACUCCCUGUACCCACAAAACAUAAUGCAAGAUUGUAACAUGAAAACCAACCAACCAACCAACCCAUGGCUGGUGUCUAAGCAGGCAUCUUAAGCACAGUGCACAGGGGCCCCCAGCCAAGCAGGGAAGAUUCUUGAGCCUGUGGACUUGUAGAAUAGGGAGGACCAUAUUCCUCCUUGCCAACUAAGGACUGGAGCUUGCAGGAGUACUUUGCCUGAUGUUGCUGGUUUUAUAGCAAGAUUGUAGAUACUGUACAUGUUCUCUGAAGAAGGUUUCCAUGUGCACCGGCAUGUUAUGACAUAUGCGCUCUUCCUGUGGACUGUUUCAUAAGUGUUGAGUUCAGAGAUUUCUAAAACCUCCUGUCUGUAAGUAGGUUGUCAAGCACUAAGCUUGCAAAGCAUUCCAAACAGGUGAUUUCC